UCAGCGCCGUCAUGGCCGCCACGAACGGCCUGAUGCCCAUGGUCGCCUACGCCGCCUAUUCCCCCAUUUACUACACGACAGUCGACACCUUGCCAGCCGCCCAGUUCUUCUUCGGGGCCUCCCUCAACGUGCUUAUUAUAAUCAUAUUUAUAAUCGUUCAACUAAGGAACACACCGUCGGGAAAAAGUAUAGAAGUCGGCCAGAGCAGCGACCGGAGUCUUUUCAAGGUAUUCAAGAACAGGUCUGCAAUCACUCUGAAAUCUAUGGAAAUAACACUGACUCAAUCAAAACGUCAAUUCGAGACGUCUUUAAGCAAGGAUAAUCAAAAUCGAACUGAUAAGCUUCAUGGAGUCGAGGAGCUUCCUUCCAACGUUAAGAUCACAUCCAGACUCCCUGUGGAGCGAACAUAUAUUCCGGUGGCCGCUGGCGAUGGUGGGGAGAGAAGGAAAGAUGAUGCAGACAAGAAUUAUAAGAGUAUUUUCUCAGUUCACGAGGCUGACGGCAGAUCGGUGACGAAAUCCGUCGCCAGUAAGAGUAUUCCACCGGAGGCGAGUAGGGAUGGAAACCAUGAAAAGGAGUCAUGCAGCGAGAGUGCGUGCGAGGAAAGGCCACCCUGUUUCAGAACGAAGGAUUGGCGCGCAGGUUGUUAUAACAACGAAAUGAGUGAUGCAGAAAUUACCGCCUCGGAGUCAUUAGCGAAUCCGGGGACAAAGGGAAAAGAAAAAUGAUGCUUUAAAACAUAACCUAAGCAGUUCAUUAGGACAAACACAGAGAAGGCACGACUGAAAGGGAAUCAUUAGUAAUUCCGGUAUGAUAUACUCAUCUCAAGUUCCAAAAUACAUCUUUCCCAGAAUUACAUCAUUGUUAAAAUGUAAUAACGAAAUGUUCGUUACAUAGUUGAAGUAGUGGUCAGUAAUGAUCAACUCGUCUUCUAGAAAUGUAGAGUACGUACAUAGUCUAGUCUUAAUACUGAUACUUUAAUGACCCUGUAUCAGUCUUGAAUUAUUCUCCUAUUAUAUUUACCAUCUUUUUACCAUUUCAUGCACUGUAAAUCUCAUUAAAAUACUUAUCUAACUUCA
Molecule: messenger RNA, 1079 nt
Organism: Penaeus vannamei (Pacific white shrimp)
Lineage: Eukaryota; Metazoa; Arthropoda; Malacostraca; Decapoda; Penaeidae
Source: RefSeq, a predicted model, not a curated record